AUUGACAUUGAUUAGAUGCCAGUUCAUCCUGCUAGAUUGAUAUCAAACGCUGGUGCCAGAGCUAGCGACUAGGUACCUCAAGAUAUAUAAGAAGGCGUUGCGGGAAAGACGACCUCGCAAAACCUCUGGUGGCUGAUAGAGCGACUGUUUGAAGCACCACAUUUGUGCCGUGUCACACUGUCUUCGCUAGGACAAUUGGUGGAAAAUCCGAAAAAAUGGCUUUCAAGAUUCCAGGUCUCCCUGAGGUGAGACUGAAUUCGCCUUACUGGCAGAAUGUUAUUAUCGGCAUUCUGGUCGGUCUCACUGCUGGACUUUAUGUUGCCCUCAACCUUUUGGGGGCCGGUGGAGGGCGUCCGAACGACGCUGCGACGGUGCAGGUAGUGAACUCGACGCUUUGUGCCGUCUGGUUCUUUUCUGCCUCGUUCGGUGGAUCCGUUCUCAACAAGAUCGGUCCUGCCAUUACAGCCUCUCUGGGUGUACUUGGCUACAUCAUUUACGUUGGAAGUCUGUGGUACUUCGACGCGACGGGCAAAGAAGGCUUUCCCAUCUUUGCCGGCGUGUGCAUUGGAAUAUCUGCCGGGUUGAUCUUCGUCGUCAUGGGUUCCAUUGCCAUGUCUUACUCUGAGGAACAAGAUCGAGGCAAAUACAUCACCAUGUCCAUCAACCUUCAGGCUAUGGGUGCCGUGGUCGGCGGUAUCAUCCCUCUGAUCAUCAACCGCAAUUCGACCGAAGCAGCCGGUGUGCCUCACGCUGUCUACAUCAUCUUCAUCGUCUUGAUGUCAAUCGGCAUGAUAGGCGCAUUCGCACUUAGGCCCGCUAACAAGAUCGUCCGUGACGAUGGUACACCCAUCGCUGUCGUCAAAGCUCGCUCGUUCAUGGAGGAAUUGAAGGCGAAUCUCGAGAUCUUCAGAGAUUGGAAGUUGUUGAUUAUGAUUCCAGCCUUCCUUCCAGCAGAAUGUUUCUUGGUCUAUGGCGGCUCUGUCAACGCUUUCCACAACAACCUGCGAACCCGAUGCCUGCUAUCCUUCAUCUCGGUGGUCUUACAGAUCCCAGCAGGUUGGGGUCUUCAAUGGAUCUUGGAUAACAAGAAAUGGAAACGACAGACUCGAGCCUUCAUCGGCUUGGCCGUGGUUGGAAUUCCUCUCGUCGCGGCGUGGAUCUGGGAAAUUGUUCGCACAAGAAAGUACAACCGUGCCGACCCCCCAUCGCCAGCCUUGGACUGGACCGAUGGUGAAUUCGUCGCCAUUUUCUUUCUGUUCAUGAUGAACUGGAUCUUCUCUUCCCUCUGGCAGUACCUUAUUCUGUAUUUCCUGGGAACCCUGACAAACUCGCCACGCAAGGCUGCUAACUAUUCGGGCGUGUUCCGUGGAAUCUUGGGUGCCGGAGAAGCCAUCUGUUUCGGAGUCGACUCUACUGCUGUGCCCUACAUGAAAGAGGCCGCUGUCAUCUUCGCCUUCUACACCACCGGUGUGUUGGUUUUCGCCUACCUCGCCGCGUUCCAUAUCCGUGAAACCGAGUACUUCAACGGCGAGGAUGACGUGGUGAUCCCUAAGCACGUCUUGGAGGAGCACCACAUCACCGACGUUGCUAUGGAGGGUGAAAAGGCGAUCCCUCUUGAAGACGGAACUGUCACCGUGGGCGACAACAAGGCCUAGGUUGUCAUCCAUUGACCCUGGUCAAACCUCGAUUUCUGGCAUUGCAGAGACCCAUUUCCUGCCACCUCUGGUUUUGACAUUUAAGACACGGCCUUGUGAAUCUGUCAUGUAUAAUGGAUGUGUG
Exophiala viscosa is the source of this 1779-nucleotide messenger RNA. RefSeq lists its product as uncharacterized. Bases 216 to 1655 code for a protein of 479 amino acids. The record is from RefSeq and is a predicted model, not a curated record. The transcript is spliced from 7 exons. NCBI's taxonomy places the organism in Eukaryota, Fungi, Ascomycota, Eurotiomycetes, Chaetothyriales, Herpotrichiellaceae.